This is a messenger RNA of Micromonas pusilla CCMP1545, 753 nucleotides long. RefSeq lists its product as uncharacterized. The record is from RefSeq and is a predicted model, not a curated record. The coding region runs from base 1 to 753 and encodes 250 amino acids. The transcript has a single exon. Lineage: Eukaryota; Viridiplantae; Chlorophyta; Mamiellophyceae; Mamiellales; Mamiellaceae.
AUGGCGUGUCUCGCGCGCGCCGGGGCCGCGUCGGCGGCGCCGCGUUGGAGCGCGCGAACGUCGGCGCCGCUCGCGGGGGGGAUCGGGAGCGCGCUCGCGAGGCGUCGUGGGGCGGUCGCGCCGUGCCCGCCUCCGAACGCGCGACCAGGAAAACCUUUCGUGGAAUGGUGCCGCGAGAACGGAGAGCGGGGGGAGAGGUUGCUGGAAGAGUUCGACGACGACUUGUUCUCACCGGGGGAGCUGACGAAAGCGAGAGCGGAGCGCAUUCGAUGGACGUGUCGCGAGUGCGGAUGGACGUGGAGAACAGGAUUGGCACACCGCACGAAAGACAAGAAACCAACUGGCUGCCCUGGGUGUGCCGGUAAAGUGCCUACGUGGUAUAACAACCUCGAGGUGACGUGCAAGGAGAGCGACGGAAGACUCGAACACUUGAUAUGGGAGUGGGCGCAUCCGACGAAACGGAUGAAAGACUUCAUGCCGGCCACACACGAGAAGGUGCCGUGGAAGUGCGGCGGGUGCGGUCACGAGUGGGAUGCGACGACCCAUGACCGCACGCGCGCCACGCACUCCCGCGGGUGCCCGAAGUGCGCGGGUCGCCACCUGCACGACCUCGAGGUGCACUGCGCGCAGAGCGACGGGCAACUGGAUCAUCUGCCAAGGGAGUGGGCGCACCCGACGAAGAGCAUGAAGGACUUCGCGCCGGCCUCAGAAGUGAAGGUGCCGUGGAAGUGCGGCGGGUGCGGUCACGAGUGA